UGUCAUUGUUGUUGCUAGUUUCGGCUGAAUAAUUGUUUGUCAGCUGACAGAAACGCUUGCGGUUUGUGAAAUGGGUUUUUUCGUUUCAGCGCAACACUUGUACAAAAAACAGGAGCGACAGGCAGUGAGUGUCCAGCAGUGAGCAUCACAGGAUCUGGACAACUGGACUGAUCUCCACCCACUACAGCACAGAUAUCCCUGCAGACUAUGGCUGCACAGCAUACACAGUCUGUUUUUUACUCUCUGGACAAGCACACGUAAAUCUUUCUGCUUUUGGCUUUCUGUCAACACUUCCUGUCUUCCACUUUCUCAACCUUCCCUUUUUCCUCUCGUCUUCACUCUGUGAGAAUCCUGUACUCUGUGAAAAUGGAUGACACAGAGCCGGUGCAGCCCAGCCUCAAUUCCUCCUAUAUUCCAACUGGUCUUGGCAACCACCAAACAUCGGAGGAUGAGGAGAGCGAGGACCAGAGUCCCACUACAUCACUCCUGCCAAAGCAUUCCUCAGUGCCUCUGGUGGUGCGCUACAAUCCAGAAGACUCUUACUGUUUGGUGUACAUCAUCUUUUUUCUGAUGGGCAUCGGCUCCCUGCUGCCCUGGAACUUCUUUAUAACAGCUAAACACUACUGGCUCUACAAACUGAGUAACAACACUGACCACAGCAGCAAUAAGGAGCAACGUUCAGACCUCAGUGACUACUUUGAAAGUUACCUGUCCAUUGCCUCCACGGUGCCCUCGGUGCUGUGUCUGGUUCUCAACUAUCUCCUAGUUAACAGGUUGUCUCCAAAUGUGCGGAUCCUGUCAUCUCUUUUUAUCAUCCUGCUAGUGUUUGUGGUGACCACGGUGCUGGUGAAGGUGGACGUGUCAGACUGCAGGACGGAGUUCUUUAUUGGCACGUUAGCCAGUGUGGCUGUUGUGAGUGGAGCCUCCAACCUCUUCUCCGGCAGCGUGUUUGGCACCAGUGGGCAUUUCCCCAUGAGGAUUUCUCAGGCCCUUAUAUCAGGCCAGGCAAUGGGAGGCACUCUGAGUGCAGUAGCAUCAAUAGCGGACCUGGCAUUGGCGAAGGAUGUGACAGACAGCGCUCUGGCCUACUUUCUGACAGCUGAUUUUAUCAUUCUGCUCUGCAUCAUCUCAUAUCUGCUGCUGCCCAAGCUGGCAUACUCGAGACACUACAUGCUGGCAGCAACAUGCACAAGUCCAGGAUUGAUGAGUGAGGGAGGAGCAGCAACAGGCACAGGGAGCACAGUCUCUGUCCCACCACUGCAGCCUAUCCUCAGAAAGACGUGGGUGCUCGGCCUGAGCGUCUUCUACGUCUUCUGCGUCUCUAUCAUGGUGUUCCCUGCUGUGUCCUCUGGGAUCCAGUCUGUCCACAAAGACAGCGGGAGCAUCUGGACCAACACUUACUUUGUGCCCCUCACUAGUUUCCUCCUGUACAAUGUAGCAGACUUCUGCGGCAGGCAGGCCACAGCGUGGCUGCAGAUACCUGGUCCCACCAGCCGAUUCCUGCCUGUACUGGUGCUGUGUCGUUCCAUCAUGGUGCCACUUUUAAUUUUCUGUAACUACCAGCCAAGGGACCAUCUCCACACUGUGCUUUUCAACCAUGACUUGUACCCUGUAGUAUUUAACUGCCUGCUAGGUCUCUCUAAUGGCUACCUAGGCACUCUGCCAAUGAUUUAUGGGCCUAAGGUGGUACCACGGGAGCUGGCAGAGGCCACAGGAGUGGUCAUGUCCUUUUUCCUCACUCUGGGAUUGGCUGUUGGAUCAGCUUUCUCUGUGCUUCUUGUGCAUUUCAUCUGAACAGCCAGUUAAGCAAUGACCUCGUCAUUUUGCAGUGGUAUGUUCCAGCUACGGGGCAGACAGUAGCUGGACAGUGAUGAAUACUGGAACUACAAAGUGCACUAGUAAAGCCAGUUGUCUGCCAUGAGGGAAAAGUGCUGCUCAUUUCCACUCUAAUAAAGCCUUAACUCCUUCAUACCUCAGAUUUUAAAAGGUGUGUUAUGUUUACACUGCUGUAAGUCACAAUGUUCUCAGUCUUCCAUGAUGUCAUCUCUACAUAUUUAAGAUCUGGAAGUGACGUUCAGAAAAACAUUCAGUGCAGUCCAUGAGGGACACUUGUUUAACAAUAAAGCUGGUAUUUUUCAUUACACAAAAUUGAUUUGGUCUAAUGGGUUAAAAAUUAUGAUAAAUGAGGGUAUUAACAGUUUUAGUUCAUCUAAUAGAAAUAUGCAGAUGAGUAAGAUGCAACACAUUUUACUGAGGGAUAGUUUGAAAAAGUCUAUUUGUGUCUAUGUAGAAAAUGUAACAGAGCAUGGUCAGACUCUAAACUAAAUUUCCACUAUCAUUUUCAAAUCUGCAUUUGUUGCCACUGUAUACUUGUUAAUAUUUUAGUAAAAAUUCAACCUACA
This is a messenger RNA of Larimichthys crocea (large yellow croaker), 2402 nucleotides long. It is a transcript of the gene slc29a3, whose product is annotated as solute carrier family 29 member 3. Gene Ontology annotation, cellular component: Golgi apparatus; plasma membrane. The transcript has 7 exons. Gene Ontology annotation, biological process: nucleoside transmembrane transport. The record is from RefSeq and is a predicted model, not a curated record. Bases 367 to 1794 code for a protein of 475 amino acids. NCBI's taxonomy places the organism in Eukaryota, Metazoa, Chordata, Actinopteri, Sciaenidae. Gene Ontology annotation, molecular function: nucleoside transmembrane transporter activity.